This is a messenger RNA of Hibiscus syriacus, 873 nucleotides long. RefSeq lists its product as uncharacterized. The coding region runs from base 82 to 873 and encodes 263 amino acids. The transcript is spliced from 4 exons. NCBI's taxonomy places the organism in Eukaryota, Viridiplantae, Streptophyta, Magnoliopsida, Malvales, Malvaceae. The record is from RefSeq and is a predicted model, not a curated record.
CUGUUCUUCUGUCUCACUCUCUGUGGAUCUGCAAAGCUCAAAGAUUUAACACAGAAGAAAGAAGAAGAACUCAAAAAUCUCAUGGAAGAAGACGAGUUGGACUACCUACUGGUUCCAUUGGGGCUGCUGCUUCUUCUUCUCUAUCAUGUAUGGCUUCUUUUUACCAUCAUCAAGCAUCCUUCAAAGACUGUCGUCGGCUUAAACGCCCAGUCUCGUCACCAAUGGGUUUUCUGCAUGAUGUCCGAUCCCUUGAAAAAUGGUGUUCUGGCAGUACAAACAAUACGCAACAACAUAAUGGCGUCGACACUUUUGGCAACGAUAUCUAUCACUCUUAGUUCUCUGAUUGGUGUUUUCGUUAGCAGCGACGCAGACAACUCGACCUCGGAGAUAGUUUUUGGCAAUAAGACCCCACUGCUCUCUGCAAUCAAGUAUUUCUCCAUCUUGCUGUGUUUCCUGGUUGCCUUUCUUUGCAAUGUGCAGUGUAUUAGAUACUACGCCCAUGUGAGCUUCUUGAUCACUCUCCCUGCAUCGGUGGACAAUACGGAGACUGUUGAGUAUGUCGCAAGAAACUUAAACAGAGGAAGUUAUUGCUGGUCACUCGGACUGCGAGCCUUCUACUUAUCAUUCCCCCUAUUGCUUUGGAUCUUUGGUCCCAUACCCAUGUUUCUGUGCUGCUCCAUGAUGUCGUUUCUUCUAUAUUUCUUGGACACUACGAGCAGUUUCACGCGCCGACUUCACCGCCGUUCGUUCAACGAGGAUACGUUGAAAGCUUGUGACGUGGAAUCUAUUAGCCAAGUAUCGCAGAGAGUUUGUAUUGAAGAAUACAACCUUCACAGCCCUCUACUGCAUGCUGCCUCUAACAGUGCCUGCUAA